This is a messenger RNA of Cavia porcellus (domestic guinea pig), 4232 nucleotides long. It is a transcript of the gene Atp12a, whose product is annotated as ATPase H+/K+ transporting non-gastric alpha2 subunit. Gene Ontology annotation, biological process: proton transmembrane transport; sodium ion export across plasma membrane; potassium ion import across plasma membrane. Gene Ontology annotation, molecular function: P-type sodium:potassium-exchanging transporter activity; ATP binding; ATP hydrolysis activity. Gene Ontology annotation, cellular component: plasma membrane. The record is from RefSeq and is marked provisional. Lineage: Eukaryota; Metazoa; Chordata; Mammalia; Rodentia; Caviidae.
GGAGCCGCUGGAUCCUCGCCCGCAGACUCUGCACCGCCGCCCGGGGAGUCCAGGCCGUGCGCCCUACGGCGGACAAGACCGGCCCUCGCCGGCCACCAAGCGCACCCGCCCCGAGCCGCCCUCCAGGGCGCAGCCAGCCGCAGCAUGCGCCGGAAAACACUAGAGAUUUACUCUGUGGAACUCGAUGGAACCAAAGACACCAAGCAGUUGGGCCAGGAGGAGGGCAAGAAGUGCAACGAGCUGGAUCUCAAAAAGAGUUCUCAGAAAGAGGAGCUGAAGAAGGAGCUUGACCUGGACGAUCACAAACUCACCAGUGAGGAACUGGAGCAGAAAUAUGGCACAAACAUCAUCAGAGGUCUCUCCAGCACUAGAGCUGCUGAGCUCCUGGCUCGGGAUGGGCCCAAUGCACUCAGCCCUCCAAAGCAGACUCCAGAGAUUAUCAAGUUCCUCAAGCAGAUGAUUGGGGGCUUCUCCAUCCUUCUGUGGGUAGGCGCCAUCUUGUGCUGGAUUGCAUAUGGGAUUCAGUAUGCCAGCAAUCAAUCUGGAUCCCUUGACAAUGUGUACUUGGGUGUGGUACUUGCCUUGGUUGUGAUUCUAACAGGGAUCUUUGCUUAUUAUCAAGAGGCCAAAAGUACCAACAUUAUGUCCAGCUUCAGUAAGAUGAUUCCCCAGGAAGCUCUUGUCACUCGUGACGCAGAAAAGAAGGUUAUCCCUGCAGAGCAGCUGGUGGUGGGGGACAUAGUGGAGAUUAAAGGAGGAGACCAGAUCCCUGCGGACAUCAGGCUGCUAUUUUCCCAGGGAUGCAAGGUGGAUAAUUCCUCUCUCACUGGGGAAUCUGAGCCCCAGCCUCGCUCAGCUGAGUUUACCCAUGAAAAUCCCCUGGAAACAAAGAACAUUGCCUUCUACUCCACCACCUGUCUGGAAGGCACUGCAACCGGCAUGGUCAUCAACACGGGUGACCGCACCAUCAUUGGACGCAUAGCUUCCUUGGCCUCAGGGGUUGGAAAUGAGAAGACCCCCAUUGCCACUGAGAUUGAGCACUUUGUCCACAUUGUAGCAGGAGUGGCUGUCUCCAUAGGCAUCCUUUUCUUCAUCAUCGCGGUGUCCUUGAAGUACCGUGUUCUGGACUCCAUCAUCUUCCUCAUUGGCAUCAUUGUGGCAAACGUGCCCGAGGGCCUCUUGGCCACUGUCACUGUGACCCUGUCACUGACAGCGAAGAGGAUGGCCAAGAAGAACUGCCUGGUGAAGAACCUGGAGGCAGUGGAGACGCUAGGCUCCACCUCUGUCAUCUGCUCAGACAAGACUGGGACGCUGACCCAGAACAGGAUGACCGUGGCACAUCUGUGGUUCGACAGUCAGAUCUUCACGGCCGAUACGAGUGAAAGCCAAUCAAACCAAGCCUUUGACCAAAGCUCUGGAACCUGGGCCUCCUUAUCCAAGAUAAUAGCACUGUGUAACAGAGCCGAGUUCAGGCCAGGACAGGAAAAUGUCCCCAUUAUGAAGAGAGUUGUGGUUGGCGAUGCUUCAGAAACUGCUCUUUUGAAAUUCUCUGAGGUCAUUUUGGGUGAUGUAAUGGAAAUAAGAAAAAGAAACCGAAAAGUAGCUGAAAUUCCUUUUAACUCUACUAACAAAUUUCAGCUGUCCAUACAUGAGACAGAAGACCCUGGAGACCCGCGUUUCCUCAUGGUGAUGAAGGGGGCGCCAGAGAGGAUCUUAGAGAAGUGCAGCACCAUCAUGAUCAAUGGCCAAGAGCAGCCACUGGACAAGAACAAUGCCAAUGCCUUCCACACAGCUUACAUGGAGCUGGGCGGCAUGGGCGAGCGCGUGUUAGGUUUCUGUCAUCUCUACCUGCCAGCACAUGAGUUUCCAGAGAACUACUCAUUUGAUGUAGACACCAUGAACUUUCCCACUUCUAACCUCUGCUUCGUGGGACUUCUGUCCAUGAUCGAUCCUCCUCGGUCCACUGUGCCAGAUGCCGUUGCCAAAUGCCGGAGUGCAGGGAUCAAGGUCAUUAUGGUUACAGGAGAUCAUCCCAUCACAGCCAAAGCUAUCGCCAAGAGCGUGGGAAUCAUUUCAGCUAACAGCGAGACAGUGGAAGACAUUGCCAAACGCUGCAACAUUGCUGUGGAGCAAGUUAACAAACAGGAUGCUAGAGCCGCUGUGGUAACUGGAAUGGAGCUGAAGGACAUGACCCCAGAACAGCUGGAUGAGAUCUUAGCCAACUACCCAGAAAUUGUCUUUGCCCGGACAUCACCGCAGCAGAAACUGAUCAUUGUGGAGGGCUGUCAGAGGCAGAAUGCAGUUGUUGCAGUGACAGGGGAUGGCGUGAAUGACUCUCCGGCCCUAAAGAAGGCAGACAUUGGGAUUGCCAUGGGGAUAGCAGGUUCUGAUGCUGCUAAAAAUGCAGCUGACAUGGUCUUGCUGGAUGACAAUUUUGCAUCUAUUGUCACAGGAGUAGAAGAAGGUCGCCUGAUCUUUGACAACCUAAAGAAGACCAUUGCAUACACCUUGACCAAGAACAUUGCUGAACUUUGCCCCUUCUUGGUCUACAUAAUUGUCGGGCUCCCCUUGCCCAUUGGCACCAUUACCAUCCUGUUCAUUGACCUGGGCACAGAUAUAAUUCCCUCCAUCGCCUUGGCAUAUGAGAAGGUUGAAAGUGACAUUAUGAACAGGAAGCCACGCCACAAGAAAAAGGACAGGCUAGUGAACCACCAGCUUGCCAUCUACUCUUACCUGCAUAUUGGCCUCAUGCAGGCCCUGGGAGCUUUCCUCGUGUAUUUCACUGUCUACGCACAGCAGGGCUUUUGGCCCACUUCUCUCAUUCAACUGCGGGUAAAAUGGGAACAGGACUACGUGAAUGACUUGGAAGACAGUUAUGGUCAGCAAUGGACAAGGUACCAGAGGAAAUACCUUGAGUGGACAGGCUACACAGCCUUCUUUGUUGGCAUCAUGGUUCAGCAGAUAGCAGAUCUGAUCAUCAGGAAAACCCGGAGGAAUUCCAUCUUCCAGCAGGGUCUGUUCAGAAAUAAAGUUAUCUGGGUGGGGAUCACCUCACAGAUCAUCGUUGCCCUGAUUCUCUCCUGUGGCCUUGGGAGCAUCACAGCCCUGAAUUUCACCAUGCUCAGGGUUCAGUACUGGUUUGUGGCUGUCCCACAUGCCAUCUUGAUUUGGGUGUAUGAUGAAGUACGAAAACUCUUCCUCAGGCUCUACCCUGGGAGUUGGUGGGAUAAAAACAUGUAUUACUGAAACCGUGUCACUCACCGGAAGAUUUCUAUGCAGUGCCAACAUCAUCAAAAGAAAUGCUCAUACAGAAAACUAUAUGAGAGAUGUUUUGUACUUUAAAGCUGAGGUUUGAAUGUUUAUGUAGGAUUUUCAUCUCUUUCUCCAUCUCUUUAUUUUAAAAUAUGUGAACUCUAAAGUAAUGGUAGAGAGACGAAUGUGUUUAUGUGUAUGGAAAGCUCUCUGUGUUAAGUAGUCUUGUGUAACCCAAAUCCCUGCUGUGGUCUUUUUAAACUAAAAUAGAAUUGUUCAGACUUUACUUCCUCACAUGGUAAAGACCCAAUGACCAGCUGAGAUUUCUGUGAAUUGUCCCAAGGACAUAUACGUUCAUUAUCACCUUGUUUUUGGGAGAUUGGUGUACAUCCAAGUAGCAUUGAAACCUUGGCUUCAACUGAGACUUCCUCACUAUGACUUUCCCUGGUCACAUCACAUCAUCCCACUUCCCAUCACCUCCCCAGCACUUUUGUGUCCCCCUUCCCAUGUCACCCUCUACCUUAGCACCAGAGCCUCCAACAGAAAGCUCCGUGUCCCGCUUUUACACCCCAACUCAGAAUUCUCAGCUCAUCCAGAGGGGCUUUCAUUUACCAGGAUCAAACUCAGCAGAAUUAUUGUGGCUCCGAUAGAUGUUGUUGUUGUUGUUGUUACUAUUAUUAUUUUUUCGGUGGUACUGGAUAUUAAACUCAGAUCCUUCACACUGAGCUAUGUCCCUCCCCAUUUUAUUUAAAUUCUGAAACAGUCUUGCUAAAUUGCCCAGGCUGGGCUCCAAUUUGCAAUCCUCCUGCCUCAGCUUCCCAGCUGCUGGGAUUAUAGGUGUGUACCACCACACCCAGCUCAAUACUUAUUGUAAAACAGUUGCCAGCAAUAAUUUUAUGUAAGUAUGUUGUAACUUAGAUGUAUUCAUGUUAACCUCUGAAGAGGUUGCCUUUUUUAAGUAAAGACGUUUUAUAAAAUCA